Messenger RNA from Mobula hypostoma (lesser devil ray), 3627 nucleotides. RefSeq names its product ICOS ligand-like. Gene Ontology annotation, molecular function: signaling receptor binding. The record is from RefSeq and is a predicted model, not a curated record. Gene Ontology annotation, cellular component: external side of plasma membrane. The coding region runs from base 185 to 1120 and encodes 311 amino acids. NCBI's taxonomy places the organism in Eukaryota, Metazoa, Chordata, Chondrichthyes, Myliobatiformes, Myliobatidae. Gene Ontology annotation, biological process: positive regulation of T cell proliferation; regulation of cytokine production; negative regulation of T cell proliferation. The transcript is spliced from 8 exons.
UGGCGCCUUUCCCCCCCCGGGAAGACAGGCGCGCAUUUGGCUCGGUGGACCCGCGGCGGGGAGUUGGCCGUUGCAGCCGAGCGAGCGGCCGCAGGAAAAGAAGAAAUGAAAAAAAAUCCGAAAAGUCUAACUUAAAAAUAAUCGUGAUUCUGCACUGAAAUCGUACUGGACGUCGUCCGCGCCGAUGGAUCCGGGGGUCAGGCGAGCAGUAAGGGUGACCCGGCUGACGCUUGGGCUGUUUGGAUCGGGAAUAUUGCUUUUGUGUUGCAGAGCAGAAUCAUUGACUCCCCUUACCGUGACAGGAAUUGUUGGAGAAAGUUCUCUUCUGCCUUGCAUGAACACCGAGUUGGGAAAAAAAGUCAAUAAUGAGAUACGUGUUUACUGGCAAGUGGCGUCCCAGUGCAUUUAUGCCUUUUACUCAGGUCAGGAACAUCCCGACCAGAACUACAGCCACAGAGCAAAGCUAUUUUCCACAGAAUUUAAACAAGGUAACUUCUCCCUCCUUCUGACUGACCUCCAAGUGAGUGACGAAGCCAAGUACAUCUGCCUCAUUCAGUUGAAAACGCUGUCUUUGAAUUACGACGUGGUACUAAAAGUUACAGUUACAUUGCAAAUAGCAGCCCACUACAAAGACCCUGAACUGACCGUAGAGGGAGAACAGAAUGAAGGGGAGCCCAUGAGGCUGACUUGCUCCUCAUGCGGAGGUUAUCCAGAACCAACUGUACACUGGACCAGUGGCUUCCUGGACAUCGAUGAAAACAGUACGGCCAAGGUUUACACUAAUUGUUCUCCUGAGCACCUCUGCAAUAUUACCUCCACUCUGAGGAUCCAGAGCCCAGUUAACAACGUUACCUGUAAAAUAUACAACGCUAAGCUGAAGGAGAAUAAAACUGCAACGUAUUUCAGGAAAGAACCCUUGGAUACUGAUAAAAAUGCCAUAGUUUCUGAGAGUGUAACACAUCAUAGAUGGACGAUACCGAUGGUUAUUGUUGUGGUUAUAUUGGUGCUCCUGGCAGUUUACAUUGUCAGGAGACAUUUCAGCAAGUCUCCAAGUGCAGAUGACGUGCCUGCCCAGAAAGGUGAGCUGGCUUCGUUUGUUAGCUUGGAUCCUGCCGUUUGAGCCCAAUGUCACGAAAGGGAGACUCAGAGAUGUGCUGCAAAUCGGCUGUUAAACUUGGAGGAGAACAUUUGUGGCUAUGGAGUAGUGCACAUUCUGCCAUGUUGUGAAUUACUUUGUGUACAUUUGCUCUCAUUAACGAUACUUUCCACAGGGAUCUGGGUCAAUGUGAAAUGCUCCACACUCCACGUUACCUCCAGAAAGGAGGCACUUUUUCAUUGCUGACCAUGUAGGACUGUCUAGCUGGAUCUGAUCAGAUGAAAACACAGAUGGUGUAGGACUGGCCAUUAUCCACCACCUCACUCCAGCAGAGUCAGUAACAAGACGGCCAAAGAGUCCAUGUAGUAUAUCUUAUUUUAUUUUAUGUUUACUCUUCUCAUAAGAAAACACAAGUCUCAUUGUACUGUACAUCUAGCUAAACUCCAAUAACUAUGCCUCGUUUACAUGAAAAAUAUUAACAAAAAUAUAUUUCUGAACAUUUACAAACUAUAUAGAUAAAUUCCUUGGGUUUGCAUGAGUAACUUUUAAAAACUUUAAAAAACCCAGAGGAAAUGUCUCUUUUCCUGACACAUUUUAGAUUUCCAGACCCAUUCCUUGUUCUGUGGGCAUUUAUCAACAAGCUUUGAAUUGUCUGCCCAGUGAAGGGAUUGGGGCAGAUUUUCUGCUAACUGCCCACAUGGAUGGAAGUAUCAUUUGUAUCGAUUGACCCACCUGAGAGGAAAAUGGGACAAUAAGUUCUGCAUCCUAAUUCUGGACUCCACAAGGCACUGGUCAUAUCCUCAAUAAAGGUUGUUCUCAAACAGCAUUGGGCCCCGGAGUAUUUGAGUAUAGUCCAUUUCCAGCACUGUUAUCGGCAGCAACGACACACCUUUCAGGGUAGUGUCUGGGCAAAUGACACAAAGGUAGGUGGUGGAGGAGCAGCUGGUGCUCAGGAAACAGGGAGUAUACAGAAGGGCUUGGAUGGAUUGGGAGACUGGCCAAAGAAGUGUUUGAUCAUACACUUUGAUAGAAGGAAUAAAAGCACAGACUAUUUUCUAAACGGGGAGACAAUUCAAAAAUCAGAGCUACGAAGAGACUUGGGAGUCCUUGUGCAGGAUUCCCUAAAGGUUAACUUGCACGUUGAAUCGUUGGUAGGGAAGAUAAAUGCAAUAUUAGCAUUCAUUUCAAGAGAACUAGAAUAUAAGAGCAAGGGUGUGAUUCUGAGGCUUUAUAAGGCAUUGGUCAGAUCACAUUUGGAGUACUGAGAGAAGUUUUCGACCCCUUAUCUAAGAAAAGGUGUGCUGGCGUUGGACAGGGUCCAGCGGAGGUUCAUGGGAAUGAUUCUGAGAAUAAAAGGGUUAAUGUAUGAGGAGUGUUUGAUGACUCUGGGCCUGGACUCACUGGAGUUUAGAAGAAUGAGGGGGAGUCUUAUUGAAACCUAUUGACUAUUGAAAGGCCUAGAUAGAGUGGAUGUGGAGAGGAAGUUUCCUAUAGUGGGGGAGUUUAGGACCAGAGGGUACAGCCUCAGAAUAGAGAGACAUCAUUUGGAACAGAGAUAAGGAGGAAUUCCUUUAGCCAGAUGGUGGUGAAUCUGUGAAAUUCAUUGCCACAAACGGCUGUGGAGGCCGGUUCAUUGAAUAUAUUUAAAGUGGAGGUUGAUGGGUUCUUGCUUACUCUGCAUCAAAGGUUACAGGCAAAAGGCAGGAAAAUGGGGUCCAGAUGGACAACCAAUUAGCCAUGGUGAAAUGGGGGAGCAGACUCAAUGGGCCAAGUGGCCUAAUUCUGCUCCUAUGUCUUAUCGUCGAUCGAGAAUCAUUAUUGGCUGAUCAUUCAUUCACUAGCCUGGGGACAGUGGGAUGUAAGGGGAGGGAGGUGCCCAGGCUGGGCGUGAAAUCAGAAACCUCGCUGAGCUGAAUGAAUCACUUCACCUAGUGACUGACCUGACUAGAGAUCUUUUCCUUUCUCUGGAGUAACUUAAUUAUUAGACUAACCUUCUUCCAUUUCCUUAAGUCUGCAAAGUAAUGGUUUCUUCUAAACUACUGGGCGGCAGUAGUGCAGCGACAGUGAUCCUGGCCUCAGUCACUGUUGUGUGGAGUUUCCAUGUACCCGGUUUCCCCCGUAGCUGCUUCAGUUUCUUCCCACAUCGUAGAACUGUGCUGAGUGGCAGCUUUGGUGACUGGAAACUGCACCCAGUGCAGGUGAGAAGUCACUGGGUUGAGAAGAAUGGGUUGGUCGGAAAGCUGGCAAAGACUCUAAGGGCUGAAUGGCCUGUGUUGUGCGAACGUAUGAAAUAUGGGGCAGAUGAUGAAAACUAAAAGACAAUACAGUACAUAUUUUCUGUUCAGCUGGCAUCUGUUAGCAAACGUUGGUUGUAUCUUCCAUUAGACAACUGAGGCAGCCUUCAGUUGGAAUAAAUAUAUCCAGUUUCUGACGAGUUUUCUGGUUCCUUGCCUGACUUAACUUUUGAGCAGAAGCAAAGGGCAUCUUCAGCCAUAAAUAAACCCUGCAAAGCAUUGCUCUAACCUCCAUCA